AUGGCAGCAAAAGUAAAAGACUCUGGUGAUGCCUUGGAGGACGACUUCCAGGCCUCCGAUACCGAAUACCUCAGUGACGGACAGGACGAUGGCGAGCAGAUUGAUGCCUCGGACGACGAGAACAACUCUGCUAACGCAGGAUCUAAGCGCAAGGCUGGUUCUUCUGCUGCUCCUGAGGCUCCCAAGAAGAAGAAGCAGAACAAGUCGAAGAAGGCAAGGGCAGAGAUCAACAACACGCCGAUCGGGAAGCGCACAAAAGCAGAUCAGAUCGAGGCCCUGAACGACAGCCAGGACCGGGCCCUCGAACACCUCUCCUCCAUCGAACGGGACGAGCGCCGGAUACCCGGCUCAGCCAUCAAGGACGUCUCACCCUUUGCUCUCGACCAUACCCUCGUCCACCUCGAGUCCUUCCUCAAAUUCGCGGUUGAAGCCUGGAAGUCAAAAUUGCUUGUUAAGGAUGCGAAUGCGAUUCCUUCAAAGUACGCCCAGGCUAACAGAGGUGGAGAGGGUGGUAACAAGGGUGGGAAGAAGGAUAAGAAGAAGCCUUUGGAGGAGGCUAAUAACUUGCCCAAGGGUGCGCCUGUGGUGUUGAUCGUUAGCGCAAGUGGGGUUCGGGCUGUGGAAGUGAUUCGGGCGUUGCCGCUUUUUGCGGAGGCUGCCAAGGUUGGAAAGCUGUUUGCGAAGCAUUUGAAGGUUUCUGAGCAGGUGUAUUUCUUGGAGAAUACUUGUACGCAUAUCUGUGUUGGUACACCAAACCGCAUUGACAAGCUGAUCUCUGAUGGAGUUUUGGACUUGAGCAGACUGGAGUUGGUGUUGAUUGACGCUCACACGGAUGCCAAGAAGAGAACCAUUUUGGAUAUCCAGGAGAUCCGUGUCGAUCUGUUCAAGAUGUUGGGUUUGGAGGCUCUUGAGGAUAAGUUCAAGGCUGGCCAGACUAAGCUCGGCUUCUUCUAA
Linnemannia hyalina is the source of this 954-nucleotide messenger RNA. The record is from the annotation of a GenBank genome assembly. NCBI's taxonomy places the organism in Eukaryota, Fungi, Mortierellomycota, Mortierellomycetes, Mortierellales, Mortierellaceae.